This is a messenger RNA of Lucilia cuprina (Australian sheep blowfly), 7743 nucleotides long. Its product is annotated as serine-rich adhesin for platelets. NCBI's taxonomy places the organism in Eukaryota, Metazoa, Arthropoda, Insecta, Diptera, Calliphoridae. The record is from RefSeq and is a predicted model, not a curated record. The transcript has 7 exons. The coding region runs from base 910 to 7455 and encodes 2181 amino acids.
CUGAUAAUGUUUGUCGGCGCAGGUCUUUGCAUAAUAGUCGUCGUUCGUCAGCCCUGGUGAAUUUUGUGCAUUGAAUUUUAAGCAUUUAAUUAAUAGAAAAAUAAAUAAAAACUAUAUUAAACAGAUAUAUAAACUAUAAAUUUGAUGAAAAUUAUUAAAAAUUUAAUGUAAUAGUUAAAGCGAGUCUUUAUUGCUGUAAGCAAUGUUGUGUAAAAAUACGUUCUAUUCGUAAGAUUUUCAUACAAAACGAAGAAGAAUAUGAAAUGGCAAAAUUAAGCAAUGUAUAAAAAAAAUUGAAAAAAAAAUUUUCAAAGUGUGGUUGGUGUUUUAGUGACGUGCAUAUAUAUAAAAAUAAACCCGAAAAAGGUGAUACAAAAAAUCGACGUCUGAGAAAAAAUAAAUUGUUGAACACAACGAAGUUGUAAAAUGUUAAUAAAAAAGUUAAAUGUUUUAAUAUAAUUUAAUAUUAAUUAUUAUUUUUAACCGGAUAGAGACAAAAUACGAGUUGAAAAUACUCCAAUUUUUCUAUAGGUGUAUUGCAAAAAAAAAAAAAAAAAAACAACGAGGUCGUUUAAUGCAGACUGACUAUUCAUUGGAAUCACAUGAAGAAAAAAAGUUUUACUGCAUUAUAUGAAAGUUCGAUAAUUUUGCCGGUUAUAAAUAUAUAUAUAUAUGUAUACUGAAAUAAGCAUUACUCAAUAAUCCAUUAACAAAGCAGUUUAACAGAGUGUUGUCAAUUUGUUGGUCUCUUUUUUCUGAUCGUCUCAUUAAUUGGUCCUUAAAUUGUAGAAGAACAGUCUAAUUUAAUGGCAUUUGUUGAAAUAUCACACCUACUGACUGCGUCACCGCCGCUGCUGCUGACACAUUCGUUGUUGCUGCUGUCGCUGUUCUCUUUUUUUGUUCACAAAGAUGAACAAUGAAAGUAUUAGAUCGCCUAAAAUUAGUACAACAGUUUCAACUACGUCUACAAACAAUAACUACUUUACAGGCAAUUCCAGCAGUAGUACGACAACAACAGCAACAUCAUAUUCAUCAAUAUCAUCAUCGCCAUCGUUGCCGUUGUCAUCUUUUUCAUCGUUAGCACCACUAUCGUAUUCAACCUCAACACAAUUUACUGUCAGCGCCUUAGCUGCAGUGGUCAAUGCAAGUAACCACUUGCCCGUUACUACGCCCCCCAACGCUGCUGCAGCAGUUGUCGCUGUUGCAGUUUCUUCAUUAGCUGCAGCCAUAAUUCCUGAUACACCAAUUGUAUCGAUUGCAGGUUCGACUUUAAGUGAAAUUACAACAACAACCACAUCAACGAAAACAACACCAACACCUGUACCAACAAGCAAGGAGACAGAUAGAAGCAACAACAACAGCAACAGAAACAACACUUUGAAUAGUAAUAGCAAUAAAAAUACAAAUAGUAAAGAUUUACAAAAUAAAACACAGCCUUCGUCACCAUCUUCCACUGAACAUCCAACAUCGUUAUCAUAUUCAUCUUUAAGAGGAUCCGCAAAGGGUUUAAAUUCAAUGUCGGUUGCCAAUUCUUCUGUUACAGGCGCAUUAACGAACGCCUCAACUACGGCUGCUAAUGCUGCUGGAGCUGAAAUUGAAAACAAUACGGUCAGCACGAAGCAGACAAAAGACAAUUUAACCGGUAGUACUAUAAAGGGGUCUUCUUCCACAACCAGUAGUGGAAUAACAGUUAUCAAAUCUGAUUCAUUGCCAACAGCGACAGAAUCGAAAUCAAUAACAGGAACAACUUCGUUAAAUUCAUCGUCUUCACAUCCAGUAGUUGUUAAUACUACUGUUUCUGCAAGCAAAACUGAUGAUAUCAAUGUCACACCUAAUAUAACUAAAUCAAAGGACUUUUUAUCUGAAUCAUGGGAAGAGAGCCGCCUCAAAGAUUGGGAUGACAGCAAACUCAAAGAAUUAUUAGAUGAAGCCUAUUCCUACAAAAAUCCUAGAGAUAAAGAAAAUAAAAGUAAAACAUUUUUGCAAUUACUUGAAAAGGCAGAAAAUGAGGAUCAAUCAUAUCCUUUCCGUGUAACUUCACGUGGAUCGCGUAAUUUGUCCAAUUCAAUAACGUCCAACAGUUAUCAUCAUUAUCAACAUUCACAGAGCCAUAAUCAUAAUCGUUCUCAUCAUCAUCAUAAGCAGGGUGGAUCUCUGCAAGAUCUCUUAGAAAUCGGUUUACAUGAAUCACAAUUGGAUUACGAUCAAACAUUUGGUAUUGGCAUCAGUGGUAAUCAGCGCACACGUCGACAAAAUCAUAAUUCAAGACAGAAAAAAUACUCCUCGUCAGUGUCAUCACGACAACGUGAAGGUGGUAGUUUGCCAAGCAACGUUAAUGUAACACAUCAAUUGAACGUUGGCGGCAGUGGUGGUGUAGUUAAUGAUUUAGGUUUAAUACAGCAAGAAGGUGGUACGCCAGGAACUGCCACUGGCAAAGCUAAUAAAAAAGAACAAAGGCGUAACGCUUCAAAAGCUGCUUCCACAACUACGGCUGGCAGUGCUGAAAUAAAAGAAAACUCCUGUUCAAGUAGUGUUGGAGAAUCUGCUGUUACUAGUUCGGAAAAUACAACAACCUCCACAAAUUCCGCAUUUACUGCUUCGGGUGGUGAUUUCAUCAUUGACAUGGGAGAACCCAUGAUGGAUAUACAGCAACAACAGAAAAUUCUACAAUGCAAGGGUCAAGAUGCAGCCACACAGGGACAUCCAUUUUACGAACGUUUAGCCAAUAAUGACAAACGUAUACCAAGAGCCAAUAUUGGUUCAAAGAAGGGCACUAAUUUUACUCCGACUACUUCACAGGUGUAUGUCGAUGAAACGGUACGUUUCAAUGCAUUGGAACAGAAUGGUGGCACAAACAAUGGGCCAACUUCAUCACAAAUCGAUGCGAAAUUUUUACCCUUAGACGAAAAUUACAAAUCCUGCAAAUCUGUUUUAGGAAGCAAUGGUGAUAAAUCACCAGAAUUGCUUGCCAAAUCAAAUUCGAUUUAUACAAAAAUAUCUUCACCUGCCUCUGCUGGUUCCGCUGUUUUGACUGGAACCACAAACAAUAUUACAACUUUGACACAACGUCAACUUGAUGAGAAUGGUAAUGCUCUCAGUGAAUUAUAUCAAAAUUCCUCCGGUGCUGGUUCAGGACCUGGGGCAACUAUACAAAUAAAUGCUGUCUCACCUACAGCUGCUAAUGCGUCUGCCGCUUUAUUGAAUUCUUGCGGCAAUGUAUCGACCUCGGCCACUGUAACCAUAUCGCCACACACCGCAUCAACCACAGUCUCAACUUCGGCUACAGUUACUACAACAUUUACCUCUGGACCUUCGCAGGCGAAGGCUAAAGCUAAGAAAAAGUCCCAACAGGAACGCAAUACGAAAACUGUAGAUGUUGAGUCUGUAGCAGGUUAUCGAGGAAAGGAUCCAGUUGAAGAAUUGGUUAAAUAUAUUGAAAGUAGUGGAGAGGAUAAACAAGCAGGUUCAGGCUCUAAGUCGGGUGAUAAGAAAAAGGAACGUAAAAAGGACAAGGAAAAGCACCAAAAACUCAAGAAAAGUAAUUCUCUGGAAGAAUUGCGUAGUGGUGCUAAAAUGGAAGUACAUGAACUUAAGAGAACUGCAGCCACAACUGAAAGUAAUGCUGUCCUGGUACGACAAAAAAGUAGUGGUGCUGGUGGCGGUAAACAGAAUAAAAAUAAUUCAUCUUCUACGGCUGAUAUCAACAAGAAUUUAGAGGGCAAAAACACAACACAAACAGCAACAAAUUCUCGUAAAUCCGAUCGCAGAUCGUGGGGAAAUGAAGACUUAAAAUAUUUGGAAGAUCAACAGAAUGCAAAUUUAUCAAAUGAAGAGAAAACAGCCGCUACUGCUACUUCAGUAUCAGCUAAAGAACGUAAAAGUAAAGUAGUUAGUGGUUGUUUGUCCACUUCUUCAAAGGAAGAAAAGGAAAUGAAAGACAAAACUAAUGAACGUAACGAACGCAAUUUGGUCAAUAACCUUACGUCCACAACUACGAUACAAGUUGAAAAAUCUGAUAAAAUAGAAAAAAUCGAAAAAACCGAGAAAUCAGAAAAAUUUGAAAAAUCGGACAAAUGUGAGAAGAGUGAAAAUAAAUUGGAUAAAUCGGAAAAACGUAAGAAACAUGAUAUUCCCCCAAAUGCUGUUACUGUGGUCGAUAUUCUAGCCAUAGAAUCAGUACUACCAGAAACUGCCGAAUUUCAUGUGGUUACCAAGAAGAAAAAACCCAAAAAACAAAAGGUGAUCAACAAUUUAGAGGAAACUACCGUCACUUUCAAUCGUACGCACAACUUUACCAUGCAAAAAACAACAACAUUUAAUCAACAACAGCAACAAAUGACUGUUCGUUACAAAUAUUAUCAUCAUGAUAAUUCAUCGAACAGUGGUAUUUCAAAUACAAAUACCAGCAGUCAAAAUAAUCAUCAGCAGCCAUCGUCACAGCAGCAGCAGCAGACAAGCAAUUUUAACACGAAUGCUGUUGGUACAAUCAAUUCUCACCAUCAUCAACAGCACCAAAAUCAGCAACAACUACAACAACAGCCACAUAAUUCAACUGAAAGUUAUACUAAUACUACAGAUAAGUCUAGACGUAAAUCAACUUCAUCCGUGCCACCAUCAGAAAAAUCUGACUCAAGUGAUCUCGAUUCGGUUCAUUCAUUACCAAUUGAAUCAUCCAACAAAGCAAAUAAUGUUGCUGUAUCAACAACAACUUCGAAUACAACCAAGGGAGGAGGAGGAGGAAAUACGCAGCAAAGAACAAAAGGUGCUAAAAACAAUAAUAACAAUGCAAUUUUGGGAAAUAGUAAUUCUAAAAAUCACAAUUCACCGGCUCCAAUUUCGUAUGCAGAUAUUGCAAGAACAAAUAAAGAAAUUGCUGAUGCUGCUGCCGCAUCUGCUUCUGGUAUUUUAAUAAAUAAUAAUGAAAUGUCCACUGAAUGCAGAAAUGCUGACACUCUUGUACACAAUGCAAUGACAACAACAGAAUCACAUAAUACCGAUGAAAAGCCGGCGGCUAUUGUCAACCCGACGACAACAACCGCAGCCACAGCAGCAAGUGCAGCUACUAAAUCACACAAAGUUAAGAAAUCGCAAAUUAAACAAGAUUUCCCUGAAUUAGCCGGCACUUCUUCCGCUGCUCUCGCCGACGAAAAGAUUCCUAGUACGAAUGUAAAUCAUAAGACUAUAACGUAUUCUCAAAGUUUAACUGCUGUAACAAAUCCUACACAAAACACUAUAUCAACUCAAAGUCAUAUUGCAGUUGGUGGUGGUGCUGCUGGUGGUUUUAGUUCGGGCAGCGAAUCUUCGCCUUCUUCCUCUGACAUUAAUACCAAAGCCUCGCCAACGGAGCUGCAUAAAAACAUAAUUGUACAUCAACAUGCCAAUAUUCCUCCACUUCAACAUCCACAACAGCAGAUUUUGCAAAAAUCCAAAAGUGUUGAAAACGAUUCCAUUAUUACUUCCACAAAUUCUUCGUCAUCGUCUUCAUCUUCUUCUGCCAUUUUUAUGGCUUCUCUGAAUAGUAACAACUUAGAUCAGCAAUAUCCUGCCCUAGAAAAAACAGUCAAACGUCAUAGUUCAGCCAAUGUAACAAUGAUUGGAACGGCGGCAAAUGCGACCAACCAGACGCCAUUCAAUUUUGCGGCAGCUGCCAAGCAACAAAUUGCUGCAAAUGUCUCUGAACAAUAUAAUAUAAAUUCAAAUAAAAACUCAGCCUUAACUACCUCAAAUACUAACAAUAACAAUAACAGCAACACAAUACAAGCGGCAUUAUUAAAUAGCACCAGCUCUAACACAAACGCCAACAGCAACAGUGGAAACACCACUAAUAACACUAAUAAAAAAUCCAAAGAAAAAACUCCACCACUACUUUCAUCGACAAGUAAUCCAACUGCUGUUGCAACCAUACAACAACAAGUCAGCCAAGAUAAUAAUGCGACUCCAACAACAACAGCAAUAUCGACAUCUAAUCCCAAAAAAUCCAAAAAAGAACGUCAACAGCAGCAUCAGCUGCAACAAACUUCAUUGGACAGCUCUCAAUCGAAACAAAAUCAAAAUAACACUAACACUUUACCUAAUAAAAAGCCAUUAAAAGCACCAUUGAAAUCUUCAAACUCAUUGCCCCUGGGUUUGACAAUAUCAUCGUCAACUUCUGCGGCUGCUGCCAGUGGAGCCAGUACUACGGCAUCAGUUAAUCGUCCUGCUGUUAUCAUACUUAAUGAUGAUCGCAACCCUGUUAGCUGCACCGCAGACAAUCAAUUCACAUUUGGCGACUUCAAUGAAGAAGAAUUAAAAUUAUUUGACGAUGACAAUUCUGCUGCUACUUCUGUUGAAAAUCCCAUUGAUAAUAACGAUAUUAAUGUAAAUCUAGCGCUGGAAGAGGACGAGGAGAAACACCAGCAAACUAGUAAUAACGACACAGUAACAAAGUCACCACAAUCCACAAUGUAUUUUAAUGAUUCUGGAGCCUCAUGUAGCAAUGACAUGGUGAAUAAUUCAACUUCAGACAUGUUAUUAAGUUCAAGCAUUGAUGCAUCGUCUCCCAAUACAUCAUUCGUUGCCAAUAGUCAUGGUAAUAAUGGCGGAGGAGCUGUACAUAUGCCAGCGCCCAGUAAUAAUCAGUCCAGUGAUAGUGGUAUCUACACCGAUAAAACAAAGUCAUCAAAUAGUAGUUGUAGUAACAGCUCUAGUAGUGGCAUAGUAGGCAGCAGUGUUGUUUCAGCUAAACAAAAACAAAAACAACAAAUUUCACCCACAAAGGAGGAAAAUAAACUAAACACUUUUCUCUCGAAUACCAGAUGUGCUAGUGUUCAUACAUCAAUGGAUAAUUUAGAUCCACCACUACCACCGCCACAACAAUUAGAGACAUGCAAUGAUAUAGAGACUGCUAUUAUUGCGGCAGCUCGUGCGGCUGCCAAACACCAUCAACAACCGCCCCCAACGCAUCAUAACCAGCAUCAGCAACAACAAUAUAAAAAUUCAAAUAAUUCAUCAAAUUCUAGUUCCUUCUCAUCAUCGUCACUUUCCUCAUCAACAGCAUCAUCAUCAUCUGCAUACCAACAGCAACAGCAACAGCACCAUCAUCAGCAUCAACACCAUAACAGUAAUAUUAAUAGUAAUAAAAAUUAUCAAAAUCAACACGGCAGUGGCAGUAGCAGUGGCAAUGUGAUGUCAUAUCAUCAGUCCCAACAGCAAUACGAUGAAGACUAUGAUGAUAACGAUGAUGAUGCCUUUGCCAAUAAUACUCCACGUAGCCGCAGUCCUAGUCGUCCAAGACGUAUUUCCAUUGCAGGCGGUACAGUGGCCAACAAAGAGUUUGACAUUCAUUUUAUACCGCCCACAACAAUGCCAACAGCAUUUAGUACGCAACAACAUAAUGACAUCAUUAUUGAUUUUAUUGGUUCUGCAUGGGAAGAAGUCGCAAAUAGCAAAGUUACAAAGGUCUACGAUGGACAAUAAAUUUAUUAAAAAAAAACUAUGCUGCAGCAGCAUUAUCAGUAGUAUUGUAAUACAUAUUUCCUCCAUCUCAAUAAUAUCAACCUGUUUUUUUUAUUGUAAACGCUAUGUUUGGACUUAAAAACAGCCGCCUCCUAACGACAAAAAUCAAGCAAUUAACAAACAAAGAAUAAGAGAAAUAGUUAUUUUUAACAAAACAACCGUAAACAUUUUUUACGAUUUUUUUUGUAUAAUUAGGCAACAAAACAGACAACGCAGAGUCAGUCGCAGUCUGUCUAAAACAAAACAAAA